Molecule: messenger RNA, 882 nt
Organism: Talaromyces amestolkiae
Lineage: Eukaryota; Fungi; Ascomycota; Eurotiomycetes; Eurotiales; Trichocomaceae
Exons: 2
Coding region: 1-882 (293 amino acids)
Cellular component (GO): RNA polymerase II transcription regulator complex
Molecular function (GO): transcription cis-regulatory region binding; DNA-binding transcription activator activity, RNA polymerase II-specific
Source: RefSeq, a predicted model, not a curated record
AUGGAGACAUCAUUUGAAUACAACAAUUACCCGUCCUUCCACGGAUCAUCCUACUACCCGAAUCCCGGCGGCGCCGCAGUCCUCCGCCCUUCGCCUCAUACACAACAACCUCAACAGACCCCACCCACAUCAUCGUUUCCGCGACACAAUUCCAUCGAAAUGGUGCCCGGGGACGAUCAUCUGGGACAAUACAUAUUCUCCGAGUUUCUAGAGGACCCAUUGGCCGUUGCCCAGCGGUCGACGCGGAGUAGCAGUGAAGAGAAGGAUGCCAUAACGCCGGCGCAGAGCCGGCGGAAGGCUCAGAAUAGGGCUGCCCAACGAGCCUUCCGAGAACGCAAAGAACGCCGCGUGCGAGAACUAGAGCAAAAACUAACCGACCUCCAAGCGCAAUCCAUGACCCUGCACGCCGACAACGAGCGCCUCAAACGAGAACUAGCAAAGGUUGCUACCGAGAACGAAAUACUGCGUGCCACAUCGUCGAGCGGCGAGAAUAUAAGUGACGGCAACAACUCCCCGAGAGGAAUGGAUGGCGAGGAAGAUAAAAAGAAACCAUCGCCAACAACAGCAACGAUAAACGGACCCAAGAAAUGGGUUUCGCUAGACGUCCGCAAGAAAUAUGCAGCGGACUUCAAGGCAGGGAAUCUGCCGCAUCGGAUUGUCCUCAGUGCAGAGACUGGGGAGAGAUUACUGGAUACAAAAGCGACGUGGGACUUGAUACAGAGUCAUCCGCUGUUUCAGAAGGGAUUGGUGGAUAUUGGUGAUGUCUGUGAAAGGUUGAAAAGGAUUACGAAGUGUGAUGGGCAAGGCCCGGCGUUUGAGGAGGGAAGGGUUAGGAAGAUUAUUGAGGAGAGCGUGGCGUGUGGGAAUGAUGAAUUGAUAUAA